AUGGGAGCGCCUCCGUCCAAGGCCAGGGGUCUCUCGAUCCAACUCCAGAAACUGCUGACCUCCUGGCUGGUGGGACAGCAAGACUGGGAUCAGCGUCUGGACAAGACGUACAUGCUGCAGCAGAAGAAGAUUCGAGAGUCUCCUCUGCUUCGGGCAGCCAAGGACAACGACCUGUGUGUCCUGAAGAAACUUCUGCUGGACCGAAACUGUGACUUCCGGCAACGAGGGGCCGUCGGGGAGACGGCACUGCACGUGGCCGCCCUCUAUGACAACCUGGAGGCCGCCAUGGUGCUGAUAGAGGCUGUCCCCGAGCUGGUCAAGGAGCCUGCCAUCUGUGAGCCAUUUGUAGGUCAGACGGCGCUGCACAUAGCAGUCAUGAACCGGAACGUGAACCUGGUGAAAGCCCUGCUCACCCACGGGGCCAGCGUCUCUGCGAGGGCUGUAGGCUCCGCCUUCCACCUCAGUCCUCACAAUCUCAUCUACUUUGGGGAGCACCCUCUGUCCUUUGCCGCCUGCAUGGGCAGCGAGGAGAUCGUGAGGCUGCUCAUUGAGCAUGGCGCUGACAUCCGGGCCCAGGACUCCCUGGGAAACACAGUGUUGCACAUCCUCAUCCUCCAGCCCAACAAAACCUUUGCCUGCCAGAUGUACAACCUGCUGCUGUCCUACGACAGGCGAGGGGACCACCUGCAGUCCCUGGACCUCGUGCUCAAUCACCAGGGCCUCACCCCCUUCAAGCUGGCCGGAGUGGAGGGCAACACUGUGAUGUUCCAACACCUGAUGCAGAAGCGGAAGUACAUCCAGUGGACAUGUGGGCCGCUGACCUCUACUCUCUACGACCUCACGGAGAUCGACUCCUGGGGAGAAGAUGCGUCCUUUCUAGAGCUUGUGGUAUCCUCCAAGAAACGGGAGGCUCGUCAGAUCCUGGAGCAGACCCCAGUGAAGCAGCUGGUGAACUUCAAGUGGAGGAAGUACGGGCGGCCUUACUUCUGCAUCCUGGGAGCCUUGUAUGUGCUCUAUAUGAUCUGCUUCACCAUGUGCUGCAUCCACCGCCCUCUCAAGGCCCGUAGUGGCAACCGCACAGAUUCCCGAGACGUCACCAUAUUCCAGCAGAAGCUGCUCCAGGAGGCCUACGUGACUCAGCAGGAUAAAAUCCGGCUGGUGGGGGAGCUGGUGACGGUCCUCGGGUCAGCGAUCAUCCUAUUCCUAGAGAUCCCAGAUAUCUUCAGGGUUGGUUUCUCCCGCUAUUUUGGACAGACUGUCCUCGGGGGGCCAUUCCAUGUCAUCACCAUCACCUAUUCCUUCCUGGUGCUGGUGACCAUGGUGAUGCGGCUCACCGACACCAACGGGGAGGUGGUACCCAUGUCCUUCGCCCUGGUGCUGGGCUGGUGCAGCGUCAUGUACUUUGCGCGAGGAUUCCAGAUGCUGGGCCCCUUCACCAUCAUGAUCCAGAAGAUGAUUUUCGGAGACCUGUUGCGUUUCUGCUGGCUGAUGGCUGUGGUUAUCGUGGGAUUCGCCUCAGCGUUCUAUAUCAUUUUCCAGACCGAGGACCCAUCCUCUCUGGGGGAAUUCUAUGACUACCCCAUGGCGCUCUUCAGCACCUUUGAGCUCUUCCUCACCAUCAUCGACGGGCCCGCCAACUACGAUGUGGACUUGCCCUUCAUGUAUAGCAUUGUCUAUUUUGCCUUCGCCAUCAUCGCCACACUGCUUAUGAUCAACCUGUUGGUCGCCAUGAUGGGCGACACACACUGGCGGGUGGCCCACGAACAGGACGAGCUCUGGAGGGCCCAGGUCGUGGCCACCACGGUGAUGCUGGAGAGGAAGAUGCCUCGCGCCCUGUGGCCGCGCUCCGGCAUCUGUGGGUACGAGUACGGGCUGGGGGACCGCUGGUUCCUGCGGGUGGAAGAGAAACAGGAUAUCAACCAGCAGCGUGUCCGGCGCUACGCCCAGGCCUUCUGCCACCCAGGCUUGGAGGACGACAUGGAAAGACUGUGGCUGGGUGGCCCCUUGGGACCCUGCCUGUCACUUCCUACCCCCUCGGUGUCUCGAAGUACCUCCCGCAGCAGCAUCAACUGGGAGAGGCUACGGCAAGGGACCCUGAAGUCAGAGCUGCGGGGGGUGGUCAACAAGGCUCUGGAGGACGGGGAGGGCUGGGAGUACCAGAUCUGA
Molecule: messenger RNA, 2166 nt
Organism: Rangifer tarandus platyrhynchus (Svalbard reindeer)
Lineage: Eukaryota; Metazoa; Chordata; Mammalia; Artiodactyla; Cervidae
Source: the annotation of a GenBank genome assembly